Messenger RNA from Culex quinquefasciatus (southern house mosquito), 870 nucleotides. RefSeq lists its product as uncharacterized. NCBI's taxonomy places the organism in Eukaryota, Metazoa, Arthropoda, Insecta, Diptera, Culicidae. The transcript has 3 exons. The record is from RefSeq and is a predicted model, not a curated record. The coding region runs from base 250 to 867 and encodes 205 amino acids.
UCUGAACUCGCAGUGUUUCGAUUAUCAUAGAUAGUAUAGAUGAUGAUUGAUGAACUCGAAUCGAAAUUCGAUCGAAGCGAAUGACCAGUUUAGUGAUCCUUCCGACAACACAAAUGUGAAGAAAAAAACUCUUCGAUCUCAUCGGCACUUCAUCAUCAUCACUUGCAACCAGUUUCUCAUCUUUAUCAACAAGAAAUUGCUCAAUUGACUGCGUGACGGAAUCAGUUUGUGUAUAAACUUCAAGAACUCAUGAUGUACAAAGUGGUUGUUCUUGCGCUAGCAAUUUUUGCUACAUGUGCUUCUUUAGAAUCAUACGAGAAUAAGUUUGAAGUAACUGAGGGAUGUCUACAAUACAACAGCAAGGACGGUUAUUACUACAACCAUCCCUACUUUUCGACGGCCAUUUUCAAGAACAUCCACGUAGGACCAAACAACGUCACCAAGCUGCGGCUGGGCGUUGCCGCUAAGAACGAUGGUCAUGUGCGGUUAGCCCCGGUCAAGUAUCCGUACGACAGCACUGUGAUGAAUGAAAUUGUUUUAUCCGGGUGGCGAAAUACAAAGUCGGAAGUCCGUCGCUACACCCGUACGGAUCCGGACAAGGUGAAGGAUCAGAUCGUGCUGAAGGAGCUGUCCAGCUUGGGAAUGCUGAGCGAGUACGGCCCGCUGAUGUUCACCAUGGCGAUUCACCAGGAUGGACUGGUGGAGCUGACAAAGGAUGGAGAAGUGGUGCCGUUGUUGAAGUUUAAAGACCCGAAGCUUUCCUACGAGUACAUUAGCUUCUGCAACUGGGAUGUUCCGGCGAUCUACUUUUUCGAUUGUCCACUUAGGCGAGAUAAGCGGACUUGUGAAGGGAUUGUGUUUCCUUGAAGG